AUGAUACAUUUUAGACGUUUGAAGAAAAUUGAAACAUCACCAAAACUUAUUCUUUAUCGUGGACUUAAUUUGCCUGAAGAUGAGAUAGAAAUUUUACGACAAAAUGUAGGUAAACUAGUAUCAACCAAUGGUUAUUUAUCAACAAGUCGAUCACGAGAUGUGGCAGUGAUGUUUGCAAAUAAAGUAAUAAUGGAAAUUGAAAUGGAUAUGAAACUGGAAACAGUAAUUUGUGCUGAUAUAGCUGAUAGCAGUGUCUUUAACGAUGAAGGCGAAGUAUUAUUUGACAUCGGUGCUGUAUUUGAAAUGGUCAAUUGUGUAGAAGAAUUUGAAGACAUGAAUGCUAACUCUAAUAUGAACAAAAUUUUGGUAUUUAAAAUGAAAGCAACAGAUAAAGGUUCAGAAAUAGCAAAAGAAUAUAUUGAAUAUCAAAAGAAAAGAAUUUCACAAUCAGAUAUUACUUUAAUGUUUGGUUGUCUACUAGCUGAUAUGGGUCAAUAUAAAAAAUCAUCACAACAUUUUGAAAGAAUUUUAUAUGAACGACCUAAUGACGAAAAAAUUGCAUGUAUAUAUAGUAGUUUGGCAAGAACAUGUCGUCUAGAUGGUCAAUAUGAACGUUCAAUUUAUUAUUAUAAACAAGCUUAUGAUAUGCAUACUCGUAUUCAACCACCGCGUCUCAUAAGUGCUGCAAGAGCACUCAACGGGCUUGGUAUUGUUUAUAGUGAACAACAUGAUUAUAAUUCUGCACUUGAAAACUUGACAUUAUCUUUAAAAUUAUACAGAAAAUACGGGAAAGAAGAUGAGGAAUAUGCCGGAAUUUUAAACAACAUAGCAAGUAUAUAUUGUUCUCUUAAUGAACUUGAUAAAGCUCUUGACAAUUUUGAAAAAGUCAAAGAAAUUCAUGAUAGAAUAUUGCCAUCGGAUCAUUCUAAUAGAGCUGCAACAUUUAUUAAUAUUGGAAAUGUUUACUAUGAAAAAAAGGAUUAUACGACAAGUUUAGAUUAUUAUAUGAAAUGUCUGAAAAUAAAAGAAAAGAUAUUGCCUGUUGAACAUCAAGAUAAAAUACGUUGUUUGGAUAAUAUUGGGCUUGUUUAUUAUCGAAUGAAAAAUUACCAAGAAGCAUAUGUAUAUUUUCAAAAGGCAUUGAUGAUGGCUGAAAAAAUUCUAACACGAAAUCAUGUUCUGUUCAAUGACUUGCAUGAUCACAUUAAACUUGUUAAAAACGACUGUUUAGACGUUGAAACUAGCAUGGCACCAUCUGCGACUCAAGCCAUCAUGUCAUAA
Molecule: messenger RNA, 1281 nt
Organism: Rotaria sp. Silwood1
Lineage: Eukaryota; Metazoa; Rotifera; Eurotatoria; Philodinida; Philodinidae
Source: the annotation of a GenBank genome assembly